Molecule: messenger RNA, 2074 nt
Organism: Scaptodrosophila lebanonensis
Lineage: Eukaryota; Metazoa; Arthropoda; Insecta; Diptera; Drosophilidae
Gene: Pgi
Product: glucose-6-phosphate isomerase
Exons: 5
Coding region: 339-2015 (558 amino acids)
Biological process (GO): glycolytic process; glucose 6-phosphate metabolic process; gluconeogenesis
Cellular component (GO): cytosol
Molecular function (GO): glucose-6-phosphate isomerase activity; carbohydrate derivative binding; monosaccharide binding
Source: RefSeq, a predicted model, not a curated record
AUACAGUAACCACGUGGCAACGCAGCUGCGUGUUUUUCAUUUGACAUUGAAAGUAGAGCAAUAACAACAACAGCUAUCAUUCCAGCGGCUCUUUAGCACCCAUACGAAAAGGACGUUGUCGUUGGAAUUACGGUUUAGUACUCAAAAUCUUCCACAACGGCGAGCUUGUGGUAUUCUAUUCCGGGCCGUGCCCCAUUAUUUAAAAGUCUGUGCCGUUUAAAUGCAGGGACACUAACUGUGCUUAGGUAACUUGUUGUGAAAGUGAUUUAAAGUGCAAUUUGUGCUAUUUUCCUAAUCAAUUUUCGUGAGCGUGUGCUAAUUAAAACUUCCUAAGAACAAUGGCUGGUACGCUUCCUCCGUUAAAUACAGAGCCGGUGUUUAAGAAAAUCCAAGAAUACUACAAUGCUCAUAGUCAGGAGCUUGUCAUUAAGGAUCUGUUCGUGAAAGACCCCAAGCGAUUCCUAAAAUACAGCUUGCGGUUGUCCACACCCAAAGAUGGUGAAAUAUUGCUUGAUUACUCCAAGAACCGCGUAAACGAGGAUGUGUGGCCCAUGUUGUUGGAACUGGCGCGUGUACGGCGAGUCGCUGAGGCUCGUGAUGCAAUGUUUUGUGGUCAACACAUAAAUAUAACGGAGAACAGGGCUGUUCUCCAUACUGCGCUGCGUAACCGUAGCCUGGACCCUGUGUUGCUGGAUAAUAAGGAUGUGAUGCCCGAUGUGCGCGCUGAAUUAGCGCACAUGAAGGAGUUCACCAAUCAAGUUAUCUCCGGCGUGUGGCGAGGCUGCACUGGCAAGCAAAUUACCGAUGUGGUCAAUAUUGGCAUUGGUGGAUCCGACUUAGGACCUUUGAUGGUGACCGAAUCGUUAAAGCCUUACGGAAAAGGUCUGCAUUCGCAUUUUGUUUCCAACAUUGAUGGCACACACAUGGCUGAAGUGCUUAAAAAGGUGUGCUAUGAGACCACACUCUUCAUCAUUGCGUCAAAGACAUUCACCACGCAGGAAACAAUCACGAAUGCUACAUCAGCCAAGACUUGGCUUCUGGAGCAUGCCAAAGAUGAGGAGGCGGUGGCAAAGCAUUUUGUAGCACUGUCCACAAACAAGGAGAAGGUGACGGCCUUUGGCAUCGACAGUAAGAACAUGUUUGGUUUCUGGGAUUGGGUUGGCGGACGCUAUUCCUUGUGGUCGGCAAUUGGCUUGUCCAUUUGCUUGUCCAUUGGAUUUGAGAAUUUCGAGCAGCUUCUUGAUGGUGCCUACUGGAUGGAUAAUCAUUUUAGAUCGGCGCCUUUUGAGAAGAAUGCACCUGUUAUUUUAGCUUUACUUGGUGUCUGGUACUCAAACUUCUAUAAGGCCGAGACACACGCGCUCCUGCCGUAUGACCAGUACUUGCAUCGUUUCGCCGCUUAUUUCCAGCAGGGCGAUAUGGAAAGCAAUGGAAAAUUUGUUAGCAAGUCGGGAAAGCCAGUAGAAUACAGCACUGGACCGAUUGUUUGGGGCGAACCGGGCACGAAUGGUCAGCAUGCUUUCUAUCAGCUAAUUCAUCAGGGCACUCGCCUGAUUCCGUGCGACUUUAUUGCGCCUGCGCAAACGCAUAAUCCCAUUGCCAAUGGAAAGCACCAUAAGAUAUUGCUAUCAAAUUUCCUCGCACAGACAGAGGCCCUGAUGGCAGGCAAGACGUCGGAUCAGGCACGUGAAGAGCUGACCAAGGCCGGCCUGUGUGGCAAUGAAUUAGAGAAUAUCUUACCCCACAAAAUAUUCACUGGCAAUCGGCCCACGAACUCGAUUGUUUGCAAGAAAAUUUCGCCAUUUACUUUGGGCGCAUUAAUUGCACUCUAUGAGCACAAGAUCUUUGUCCAAGGCAUUAUCUGGGACAUCAAUUCAUUCGAUCAGUGGGGCGUCGAAUUGGGAAAACAAUUGGCUAAGGCCAUCGAACCAGAGCUAGACAAUUGCGAUGAAAUUUCAUCCCACGAUUCAUCGACGAAUGGAUUAAUUAAUUUCAUUAAAGCUAACUGGAAGUAGAAUGCUGGCUUUUAAGUUUUGCAGAAUGAUAUAAAAAUAUAUAUUUAAAUAUGUUCGUA